Molecule: messenger RNA, 2270 nt
Organism: Molossus molossus (Pallas's mastiff bat)
Lineage: Eukaryota; Metazoa; Chordata; Mammalia; Chiroptera; Molossidae
Gene: BUD13
Product: BUD13 homolog
Exons: 10
Coding region: 28-1998 (656 amino acids)
Biological process (GO): mRNA splicing, via spliceosome
Cellular component (GO): U2-type spliceosomal complex; RES complex
Molecular function (GO): RNA binding
Source: RefSeq, a predicted model, not a curated record
AGCCGUCGGCCCGCCCUCGCCGCUGCCAUGGCGGCGGCUCCGCCGCUCUCCAAGGCCGAGUACCUGAAGCGCUACUUGUCCCGGGCAGAUGCGGGCGCCCCCGGGGGUUCCGAGUCCGUGGCCAAGCGUCGCAAAAAGCGGCCCAAGCCCGGCGGUGCCGGCGGCAAGGGAAUGCGGAUUGUGGAUGAUGAUGUGAGCUGGACAUCUAUCUCCACCACUAAACCGGAAAAGGAGGAAGAGGAAGAUGAUGGAGAUUUGCCUGUGGUGGCUGAGUUUGUGGAUGAGCGACCCGAAGAGGUCAAGCAGAUGGAAACCUUUCGUUCCAGUGCCAAAUGGAAGCUUUUGGGAGGCCACAAUGAGGAUCUAUCUUCGCACAGACAUUUCCAUCUUGAUUCCCCAGAUCCUUCUCCUCCUCGGAGGGUUCGUCAUGACUCCCCAGAUCCUUCUCCUCCUCGGAGGGUUCGUCAUGAUUCCCCGGAUCCUUCUCCUCCUCGGAGGGUCCGUCAUGAUUCCCCGGAUCCUUCUCCUCCUCGGAGGGUCCGUCACGACACCCCAGAUCCUUCUCCACUGAGGAGGGUCCGUCAUGACUCCCCGGAUCCUUCCCCGCCUAGGAGGGUUCGACACGACUCUCCGGAUCUUUCUCCACCUAGGAGGGCCCAUCAUAAUUCAUCGGAUCCCUCUCCUCUCAGGAAGCAUCGUCUUUCAGGUGCAUCUCCUAGGAGAGCUCGUCAUGACACACCAGACCCAUCUCCUCCUAGGAGGGGCCAUCACAGUUCCUCGGAUAUCUCUCCCUAUAGAAGGGUCCGUAGUAGCUCCCCUGACACAUCUCAACCUAGAAGGACUCUUGACUCCUUGGACACAUCGCAUCUCAGGAGGGCCCGUCACGACUCCCCUGAUUCAUUGCCCAGAACCAAAAGCAGUAAAGGCCCAGAGAGACCCUCUCACAAAACUCCACAUUGGAAGGAGCCAGGACCUUCUCAUCCCUCAUUCCCGAAGAAUAGCAAGUAUGAAUAUGACUCGGACCUCUCUCCUCCACGAAGAGAGCAAGCAAAGUCCCAUUCUGGAGGUAGACAGCAUGACUCUAAAGGCUCUUCACCCAGCCAUAGGAAAUAUCAUACAAGCUCUUCACCUAGAAGACAUCAGAGUCACAUGUUGGACUCUUCUUCUUACCCAGGUGACAGUCAGAAAGCCUCUGAUUCAGAUCUGUCACCUCCACGGAAUAAGCGGAGUUCAAGGCACCAGGAUUCUGAUUCUGAUCUGUCACCUCCACGGAACAGACCUCGGCACCAGAGCCCUGAUUCCGACCUCUCUCCACCAAGGAGGAAGCAGAGGGCCAGAUCUUCUGAUUCCGACCUCUCUCCACCAAGGAGGGCCCGGCCUCUGGGGAAGAAGGCUGCACACAUGUAUUCUGGGGCCAAAACUGGGCUGGUGUUACCUGACACACAGCGUGAGCAGCAGGACCUCAAGAAACGGGACCAGGAAGCCGCGGCAUUUGAAGCUGAAUUCCAGUAUGCUGAAACCGUAUUUCGAGAUAAGUCUGGUCGUAAGAGGAAUUUGAAACUGGAACGUUUAGAGCAAAGGAGAAAAGCAGAGAAGAACACAGAGAGAGACGAGCUCUAUGCCCAGUGGGGAAAAGGGCUUGUCCAGAGCCGGCAGCAGCAGCAAAAUGUGGAGGAUGCAAUAAAGGAAAUGCAGAAGCCUCUGGCCCGCUACAUUGAUGACGAAGAUCUGGAUCGGAUGCUGAGAGAACAAGAAAGAGAGGGGGACCCCAUGGCCAACUUCAUCAAGAAGAACAAGGCCAAGGAGAACAAGAAUGAGAAAGCGAGACCUCGCUAUAGUGGCCCUGCACCUCCUCCCAACAGAUUCAAUAUCUGGCCUGGAUAUCGCUGGGAUGGAGUGGACAGGUCCAAUGGGUUUGAACAGAAGCGCUUCUCCAGGAUCGCCAGCAAGAAGGCGGUGGAGGAGCUCGCCUACAAGUGGAGUGUGGAGGACAUGUAACUGUCCCGGUGGGGUGCUGUGGGUUGUGGUAGAGGACAGAGGGCAGUCAGGUGUCCAGCUGUGACAGCUGUCUGUGCUGAUAAUCAGGGCCCACACACACCAGCAACUCUUUGAUGUUAGUUCUGACCACUAGCAUUUGAGAAGAAGAGUGUUCGAGACCCGACGUCAGGACCGAGGCCCUGCGGUUCCCCAGCUGCGCGGACGCUGGUGAUUCGCUGGCUUCCGGAGAAGCAUGGCUUCCCAGUGCCCAGGGUUUGUUUUCGGUUAGGUUU